Messenger RNA from Drosophila willistoni, 1564 nucleotides. RefSeq names its product probable cytochrome P450 6a13 (gene Cyp6a13). Lineage: Eukaryota; Metazoa; Arthropoda; Insecta; Diptera; Drosophilidae. The record is from RefSeq and is a predicted model, not a curated record. The transcript has a single exon. The coding region runs from base 13 to 1497 and encodes 494 amino acids. Gene Ontology annotation, molecular function: heme binding; monooxygenase activity; iron ion binding.
GCGAUAGACACAAUGUCUGUGAUUUUAUUACUUCUAGUUAUCAGUAUAAUUGGGCUUAUCUUUGUCUGGUUACAUCAACACUAUGGCUAUUGGCGCCGCAAAGGUGUGGCCCAGGAGCGGCCUCUGUAUUUCUUGGGUCACAUGAAAGGCUUUGGUCGUAGUCUACACUGGACGGAUAUCAAUCAGAGAAUCUACGAAAAGUUCAGUGGAACUCAACGUUACUGUGGCUUUUUCACUUUUCUAAGUAAAGCUUUAUUUGUAAUGGAUCUGGAUUUGAUAAGGCAUAUAAUGGUCAGUGAUUUUGGCAGCUUCGCCGAUCGGGGUCUCUUUCAUAAUGUAAGAGAUGAUCCUUUGACUGGAAAUCUACUGUUUCUUGAUGGUGCCGAAUGGCGUUGGCUGCGUCAGCAUUUGACUCCAGUUUUUAGUUCAGGUAAAAUGAAAUUUAUGUUUCCCACCAUGGUUGAAGUGAGCGAGAAAUUGAUAAAAGUUUGUCAAAGCCAAUUGGGUGACAUGGAAGCCAAGGAUUUGUGUGCACGGUUUACCACAGAUGUUAUUGGCAGUUGUGCCUUUGGCUUGGAAUGCAAUAGUCUCAAUGAUCCCGAUGCACUAUUCCGUCACAUGGGUCGUUCGGUGACAGAGAAACCUCUGCACUCUGGCAUAGUGAUAGCUUUGAUGUUUGCUCAGCCGAAUUGGGCCAGAGCAUUGCGUUUGCGACUCUUUCGACCCGAGGUGAGUGAGUUCUUCCUAAACACUGUGAGUCAAACACUGGAGUACCGAAGGCGAGAGCAUAUACAACGUCCGGAUCUAAUGCAGUUGCUUAUGGAAUUGAAAGCAGAAGAUAAAACCAGUGAUGGCUUAUCCUUCGAACAAAUAACAGCUCAAGCUUUAAUGUUCUUUCUGGCUGGUUUUGAUACCUCCUCAACCACUAUGUCGUUUUGCCUCUACGAACUGGCUCUGAAUCCCACUGUUCAGGAGAGACUUCGUCAGGAAAUAAUUAAGAAAUUAGGAUCAAAUCAACAGCUUAAUUAUGAGAUAAUACAACAAAUGCCUUACCUAGAUCAGGUUAUAUCCGAAACUCUACGCAAAUAUCCCAUUCUGCCGCAUCUGCUGCGUCGCUCGACCAAAGAAUAUAGUAUACCCGAUUCGGGGCUUAAGAUAAAGCCCGGCAUGCGAGUAAUGAUUCCUGUACAUAGCAUACACCAUGACCCGCAGCUAUAUCCGGAGCCAGAGGUAUUCGAUCCAAGUCGCUUCGAGCCGGAGGAGAUUAGGAAACGUCAUCCAUUUGCCUAUUUACCCUUCGGGGAAGGUCCACGCGCUUGCAUAGGUGAACGUUUUGGUAAAAUGCAAGUGAAAAUCGGCAUUAUUUCGCUGAUCAGAGAUUUCCAAUUUUCCAAAUCGGAACGUACACAGAUUCCUCUUCAGUUUUCCAAAGUCAAUUUUCUUAUUGGCAGCGAGUCUGGAAUACAUCUGAAAAUGGAAAGACUAUCAAAUAUAUAAUUUAUGUAUAUACCAAAUUAGUAAGAGCCCAAAGAAACAAAGAUAAACUUUUAAAUAAAGCAUAAAC